AGCGCCGAGCGAGCGUGAUGGCGUCAGGAGCUGCGGGUGCCGCUUCCUGUUGUCAGUGGCCGAGAGGCCGCAACCUCUGCUCCGAGGCUGAGGAGCUGCCGCAACCGGGAGCGCCCCCCGCCUCGCUCCCUUUUCCGUUUGGGGGAUGCCGGCAGCCCUGAGGGAUUGAACCACUCACUGACUUCAACUCUUCCUGCAUACUCAUUUGGACAUGGCAUUCUUGGUCUGUAGAUUUAGGUGGUCACAUCCACUGGGAUGACAGACACCAGGUACAGGUGUUAUGUGAUUCUCCGAGGGAGCAGCUGUGUGAGUGGAGAUGCUCUCAGUGGUGGAGAAUGGACUGGACCCCCGGGCUGCCAUCCCGCUCAUCAAGAAGAAGCUGGUGGGAUCCGUGAAGGCCUUGCAGAAGCAGUAUGUGUCCCUGGACACAGUGGUCACUAGUGAAGACGGAGAUGCCAAUACCAUGUGCAGCGCCCUGGAGGCUGUUUUUAUCCAUGGCCUGCAUGCCAAGCACAUCCGAGCUGAGGCUGGAGGAAAAAGGAAGAAAAGUGCCCACCAGAAGCCUCUGCCCCAGCCUGUCUUCUGGCCCCUCCUGAAAGCUGUCACCCACAAGUGAGAUUAGCGGGAGAAGUUUUGCUUUGGGGAGGAUCAGCAGAGUAUGGGACACUUGGCUUUUCCUCCCCAGCUAUUCAGGAAGCCAACAGAGAUGCCCUGUGUUGUAGCAUAGAGAUAGGGUGAGGUAGGGUUGCAAGUGUCUUCUGGAAAGGUUCAUCUCUAGACCAAGCUUCCCAGCCAGUGUGCCAGCAGAUCUGGAGACCCUCAGCACUCAGGCAAGAGCCUGUGGCUGCUUUGAGCCCUGGGACUGGUCGCCUUUAGCAGGAACGGCGUUUUUGCCACACUGGGGCAGAGUUAUGUAGUUACAGCAGAGGUUGUGGCCUGCAAAGCCUAAAGUAUUUACUAUCUGGCCCUUUACAGAAAACGUUUGCUGACCCUGCCUUAGAUUGUUCGAACAUCUGAGUUGUAAAUCUUAUCUCUUAAGGAGGUAUGGGGUUAUUUUUAUUAAAGACUGGAAUCAGGAAGGAGCAUAUGAAUAUUUACCCUGAGACACUUCUCUCUGGCCUCUGUCUGGGCUUUUGAGCAAGUUGCUGGCACUGUGCCUCAAAGGACCACUAAAUGCCACCUUGAGCCCAAAGAAGCCUUGUCAGUCUCUGAUCUUUCCACACCGACUGCCACUGCCCCAUCUCCGGUUCCUCUUCUUUCCUGGGUAACAGUGGCUUUCUAGUUGUCCCCCUAUCUCACUCUGUCUUUCCUUGAGUUUGUCAUCUGGUCAACAUUUACUGAGCUGAAGCUCCCGGAGCUUACUC
This is a messenger RNA of Sapajus apella (tufted capuchin), 1364 nucleotides long. RefSeq names its product pleckstrin homology domain-containing family M member 1-like. The transcript is spliced from 4 exons. Lineage: Eukaryota; Metazoa; Chordata; Mammalia; Primates; Cebidae. The coding region runs from base 317 to 616 and encodes 99 amino acids. The record is from RefSeq and is a predicted model, not a curated record.